UCGACGAAAAGUAAAACAAAAAACGCUCGCUUUCCAAGCGAAGACCGACUUUUCUUCAACUUCGUCCCAACUUCCAUAUUCCUCCUUCCCUCCAUGCCUCUUCUUCGUCUCCGCGCCUAUCUUAAUCGCCGAACCCUCAAAAACCUCCUCAGACUGAUCCGCAAGAGAUUCCAUAUGCUCGCAAUGUCCCAACCCAACUCUGAACCCGAGCUCCAAUCCUCUUCUGCACCCCGACCUCCUCCACCAUUUGAUCCAAUGGAGCCAUCCGUGCCAAUAUCUUACCCAAUCAAAACCCUCGAAGACCUCGAGUCCCAGUCCUACUUCAACUCCUUUCACUACCCUUUUAACAAAGCUUCGGUUGCUCUCCAAUCUGGCCCUUCUUAUUCAUUGCCCAAUAGGCGUAGAUUGCUCGUGUGCCAUGACAUGGAAGGAGGUUAUGUGGAUGAUAAAUGGGUCCAGGGAGGCACCAAUCCCGAGGCAUAUGCGAUAUGGCAUUGGUAUUUGAUCGAUGUUUUCGUUUACUUUUCGCAUAGUCUCGUUGCGCUUCCUCCGCCGUGUUGGAUCAAUACGGCUCACCGACACGGCGUUAAGGUACUGGGGACAUUCAUGGCAGAAUGGGAUGAAGGGAGGGUUAUUUGUGAUAGAUUGCUUUCAACAAAGGAAUCUGCCCAUUUGUAUGCCGAGCGUCUGGCAGAGCUUGCUGAUUCUUUGGGAUUUGAUGGAUGGCUGAUGAAUAUUGAGGUCAAAUUGGAUAUUGAGCAAAUCCCUCUUCUGAAAGAAUUUGUCAGCCAUCUAAACGAGACUAUGCAUUCGUUAGUGCCUGGUUCUUUAGUGAUAUGGUAUGAUAGUGUUACAAUUCAUGGUGAUCUUCAUUGGCAAGAUCAACUGAAUGAAAAGAAUAAACCUUUCUUUGAUAGUUGUGAUGGAAUAUUUGUAAACUAUAGUUGGAAGGAAAACUAUCCAAGGCUUUCAGCUGCUAUUGCUGGUGAUAGAAAGUUUGAUGUGUACAUGGGGAUUGAUGUAUUUGGAAGGGGCACUUACGGUGGUGGGCAAUGGAAUACAAACGUUGCCCUUGAUGUGCUAAAGAAGAACGAUGUGUCGGCUGCCAUAUUUGCUCCUGGAUGGGUUUAUGAGACUAAGCAACCACCUAAUUUCCAGUCCGCGCAAAAUCAUUGGUGGGCCCUUGUUGAGAAAUCAUGGGGAAUACUGCAGAAUUAUCCUAAAAUGCUGCCUUUCUACACUAAUUUUGAUCAGGGGCGUGGUUAUCAUUUUUCAAUUGAUGGAACAAAAGUAUCAGAUGACCCUUGGUGUAACAUUUCAUGCCAGGGUUUCCAGCCUUUCCUUGAGUUUGCUGAUAACCCUUCUCCAGGCAUCAUUCAAACACUUGUUGAUUUGACAGAAGCGUCUUAUAGUGGGGGAGGAAACAUCACAUUUAAAGGAACUCUUGGUGACGAUGCUUUUUUGGCAAGAAGACUUUUUCGUGGAGAAAUUCCUUUGGAGAAUUUGCCCAUCUUCUGUACAUACUCUGUGAGAUCAGAGGGCGACUCUCAAUUGGGCCUCUCUCUUCAUUUCUCCUCUACAAUGAAUGAAAGCACAUCUAUACUUCUCGCAUCCGGCGAUUUUAACCAAUUCUCAAGUAAAUUCAGUAAAGUAAUUCCAACACAGCGGCUUGAAAAGCCGGGAAAUUCCUUUGGAUGGGUCUUACAGGAGGGUAGCAUUGCACUUGAAAGCGGAGACAUGUUAACAGAAAUCCAUGCUGUGUGCUACAGGUCAAAGUAUGAAUCUAGUGCUCGCAGUUCAGUAAAGUAUUUUGCAGAGCUAGGUCAUCUCACCAUUAGAACUUCUCAUGAAAAGAAGUUGGAUUUUCUGGCUUCUUCCUCGUGGCUUGUUGACGGUCAAUUUAUAAAAUGGGCUUGUGGUUCUCGGGGUUCAAAGACCCUUAGUGUAAAAAUCGUUUGGAAACUGAAACAUGGAACUAGUACAGCAUUCUCGAACUACAAUAUCUAUGUCAAGAAAGUAACAAAACAGGUAGAAGAGGUGGCGGAGUAUCUUGGAACGGCACAUGUGGAAGCCUUUUAUGUUUCUGAUCUUGUAGUUCCUUCUGAAACUUCUAGCCUCAAAUUCAUUGUUCAAAUGUGUGCAGCUGAUGGAACUUGCCAGAAUUUGGAUGAUUCUCCAACGUUUACAGUUGAUGCUGAAGGUCCCUUAUAAGUUAACUAUUGCUGCUGCUUUUUGUUAUUUGGGGUCUCUUUUUUGUGUAAUACUAUUUGUCAUAUAUCCUUUUCCAAGGCAAGGUAGAAUGGUAAAUGAUGGCGGCACUAGUGUUGUAUCAUGGCAAUAAAGUGACAACAAAAUCAAAUUAUAAUAUAAUUGUAUGUCGCCCAGAUUAUGAUAAAAUAAUUGUCUUUCAA
Messenger RNA from Juglans microcarpa x Juglans regia, 2411 nucleotides. Its product is annotated as cytosolic endo-beta-N-acetylglucosaminidase 1. Gene Ontology annotation, biological process: protein deglycosylation. The coding region runs from base 94 to 2211 and encodes 705 amino acids. The record is from RefSeq and is a predicted model, not a curated record. Gene Ontology annotation, molecular function: mannosyl-glycoprotein endo-beta-N-acetylglucosaminidase activity. Gene Ontology annotation, cellular component: cytoplasm. The transcript has 11 exons. NCBI's taxonomy places the organism in Eukaryota, Viridiplantae, Streptophyta, Magnoliopsida, Fagales, Juglandaceae.